Messenger RNA from Bombina bombina (fire-bellied toad), 1699 nucleotides. RefSeq names its product serine/threonine-protein phosphatase 2A 56 kDa regulatory subunit alpha isoform. Gene Ontology annotation, cellular component: nucleus; protein phosphatase type 2A complex; cytosol. Gene Ontology annotation, biological process: protein dephosphorylation; signal transduction. The record is from RefSeq and is a predicted model, not a curated record. Gene Ontology annotation, molecular function: protein phosphatase activator activity. Lineage: Eukaryota; Metazoa; Chordata; Amphibia; Anura; Bombinatoridae.
AUGACCUCCCAGAUCAGGAAGGCCAAAGUCAUUGGCCUGGGCCCUGAAGAAAAAGUGCACCAGUUCAGUGAGGUACCGAAGAAGAGAGAUCAGGAGAGGAGGAAGCUGCUUCCACGGCAGGGCCUCUGCCCUCAAUUCCCCAGCGGGAGCCUUGGAGGUUGUAGGGGGUGGUCUGUCCGUAAGAAGAUCCCACUUGGAGAGAAGAUUUCUGGCUUGCUCCGGAGAGGUGAUAAUGUGCUGGAUGUCAUCUUUGAUGCCACAACAAAUGACCAGCAGGAUCUCUUCUGUCAGAAGUUGCAGCAAUGCUGUGUUCUGUUUGAUUUCAUUGACUCUAUAGCCGAUUUAAAGAGUAAAGAAAUUAAAAGAGCCACAUUAAAUGAAUUGGUUGAAUAUGUAUCCUCAAAUCGAGGCGUGAUCAUUGAAUCUGCCUACCCAGAUAUUCUAAGAAUGAUUUGUUCAAACAUAUUUAGAACACUCCCACCAAGCGAUAAUCCAGAUUUUGACCCUGAAGAGGAUGAGCCAACAUUAGAAGCUUCCUGGCCUCACAUACAGUUGGAUUAGGCCUGCUGGGUGGGAGAUUUCAAGAUUCAGUUCGGCCUCCUGGGGAAGCGGAGGCCUCCGAGACUUCAGGGGCCCCAACCUUGGGGCUGGAGUCAUUUGUCGAUCCGGCAAGGGAUAAUUUUGCCUUCUGUUAUAGUAUUAUCAAUGGAUUUGCGUUGCCAUUAAAAUCUGAACAUAAGCAAUUUCUCAUGAAAGUCCUAAUUCCCAUGCACACUGCAAAAGCAUUAGCUCUGUUUCAUGCACAGCUUGCGUAUUGUGUUGUGCAGUUCUUGGAAAAGGAUACAACCCUCACAGAGCCAGUUAUUCGAGGAUUGCUUAAAUUCUGGCCUAAAACUUGCAGUCAGAAAGAGGUUGCUGAAAGAGCGUUGUACUUCUGGAACAAUGAAUAUAUUCUUAGUUUAAUUGAAGAGAACAUUGACAAAGUUCUACCAAUCAUGUUUGGCAGUUUGUACAAAAUCUCCAAAGAACACUGGAACCCAACAAUUGUAGCUCUUGUAUACAAUGUGUUAAAAACUUUAAUGGAGAUGAAUGGCAAACUCUUUGAUGAGCUAACGGGAUCAUACAAAGCAGAAAGACAAAGAGAGAAAAAAAAAGAACUGGAACGGGAAGAACUGUGGAGAAAGCUGGAUGACCUACAGCUAAAGAAAGCUCUGGCUGAAAAUCAGAAUGGUUCUUUAAGUGUACAAGAGGCCCAGAACAAUGCAAGUGCCAAAUAAACCGUCAACAGCCUCUGCUGCACAGGCAUCCUUUUGUACAAUGUAAAAUUAUAAAACAGUAAAAAAAACCUUCUCAGUAUAAUAUAAAGCCAACAAUUUUUUUUUUUAUUAUUUUGAAGUUUGAGCAAAAUCAUAUUUUCCUCUCUUGUUGCUAGAGGGACCAGAAAUCCAUUGCAGGGCAAUAUGUUGCUUGUCCCUCUUGCCAGUCUAUGAGUUAGCGCCCAGUAUUACAUUGCUAUCACAGGUCUUUCUACGUUGAAUCAUUGAUACUGGUGGAGAUAAAUGCAUUUUUAUAAUCUGUAAUAUGAGUGUGAUAAUUCUGGGAUUGAUGAGAAUUAUGACUUGAAUUCUUUAUUUUAUAAAUAUAUAUAAAUAUAUAUAUAUUUUUGAUUGUGUUGCACAUAAAUGUAUUUAGUAUGCUA